This is a messenger RNA of Rotaria sp. Silwood1, 1068 nucleotides long. The record is from the annotation of a GenBank genome assembly. NCBI's taxonomy places the organism in Eukaryota, Metazoa, Rotifera, Eurotatoria, Philodinida, Philodinidae.
AUGUCAAACACGACAGGAAUAACAACAAAAAUAUCAAUGAAUGAUAUUAUUCAAGUAUCUGAAAUUCUUCUACAAAUGGAUAGAUAUAUGAUUGUUAUACUUUAUAUUAUUGGAAUAAUUGGAUCUAUAUUAAAUAUAAUAACAUUUAUUCAAAAACAAAUUCGAAAUAAUUCAUGUUCAUUUUAUUUCUUAUCAAGUUCAAUUGUUGAUUUUUUUAUAAUGAAUAUAUUUAUUCUUAUGGAAAUUAUAACAACAUUUAAUAAAUCCUUAUCUGAUUUUAUUUAUUCAACAAGAGUUUGGUGUAAAUUUGGAAAUUAUAUCAUGUUUUUACUUCCUUGUUUAUCAUCAACUUAUAUAACACUUGCAUCAGUAGAUAGAUAUUGUAUUAGUUCAUUAAAUCAAACAAUUCGAAAAUUGAGUAAUAUUAAAAUAAGUCGUAUAGUGACAUGUAUAGUUUUCUUAGUGUGGUCUUUAUUUGGAUUACAUAUUCUAAUUGCUUAUGAUCGUAUUCGAGAUAUAACAAUAAAUACAGAUCGAUGUACACUUCAAACAAGUUCAGCAACUGUUUUUAUUGUUAUCGAUGGAUUUUUCUUUGCAUUAUUUAAUGGAGCUAUUAUUCCAUUUAUUUUGUCUAUAUUUGGUUUAUUAAUAUUUUAUAAUAUUAAAGUAAGUCGACAACGAGUUCAUUUUCAAUCAUACAGAGGAAAUAACAAUAUACUUAAUCGAACAAGAAUUAUUGUAAGUCGACAAAAUUCACAUAUGAUUAUAAUGUUAUUAGUUCAAGUACUUCUUACAGUUAUUUUUAAUACACCAUAUAUAAUAGUUUAUUUAUCAACUUUUUAUAGACGAUUAUCAUUCGAUCCAUUGCAUCUUUUUCUUUAUAUUAUAUUUAGUUUUAUUGCAAGAUGGUUUUAUUAUAUGAAUUAUUGUAAAACAUUUUAUAUAAAUACAUUAACAAGUGAAUUAUUUCGAAAUAGUCUUAGAAAACAAUUUAUUCGAAUUUAUCCCCAUAAUAGAUUAAAUGCUAUAACAAGAACAAUUAUUCCUUUUAAUACAAAUAAUCAAUAG